AUGGACCAACAUUUCAGUUAUGUUGCCCUUAAAAAAGGCUUCUAUCCCCAGGCUGGCAUUGGGAUCACAGCUAACACCUUUCUGCUUUGCCUUCACAUUGCUGCAGUCUUUAUGGGCCACAAGCCCAGGCUCACUGACCUCCCUGUCACCCACUUGGCCCUAACCCACAUCCUCAUGCUCCUCACCAUGGGCCUUUUAGUGUCUACAAACAUUUGGGAAACACAGGACGUUCCAGGUGACUUCAAAUGCAAAGUACUUGUCUUCCUGCACAAGGUCAUGAGGGGGCUGUCCAUCUGCACCACCUGUGUCCUGAGUGUGCUUCAGGCCAUCACCAUCAGUCCCAGUGGCUCCUGGUUGGCCCACUUCAAACUGAAAUCCACAAAUCCCAUUGUGGGGCUAUUUGUCUUCUUAUGGGCCCUCACCAUGUCCCUCUCCAGCAACCUGCUCCUCUGCACUGUGGCCACUCCCAAUAAGACCCAGCCUGGACUUCUGUUUGUCACUGACCACUGUUCCCUUCUGCUCAUGAGCUACAGAUACGGGAGCCUGUUUCCUGCCUUGGUGGCAUUGAGAGAUCUCUUAUUUCUGGGUCUUAUGGUUCUUUCAAGUGCAUACAUGAUAAAUCUUUUGCAUAGACAUAAAAAACGAGCCAUGUCUCUUCAUACCUCCAGGUUUUCUCCACAAAGAUCCCCAGAAGAAAGGGCCACUUACACUAUUCUGUUGCUCAUCAGCUGUUUUGAGAUCUUGUACUGUGUGGACUCCAUCUUUUCACUGUUUAUAGGCAUGACAUGGACUGGUGACCCCAUCCUGUUGUAUUUUCAAAUGCUUGUGGCCAAUGGCUAUGGCACCAUCAGUCCUUUGGUGCUGAUAAGUGCUGACACACACAUAAUAAAAGUUAUGCAAACCAAAUGGAGAGAGAAAGUUCAGCUCUGGCUAAACUGA
Messenger RNA from Ictidomys tridecemlineatus (thirteen-lined ground squirrel), 939 nucleotides. Its product is annotated as putative vomeronasal receptor-like protein 4. NCBI's taxonomy places the organism in Eukaryota, Metazoa, Chordata, Mammalia, Rodentia, Sciuridae. Gene Ontology annotation, cellular component: membrane. Gene Ontology annotation, biological process: G protein-coupled receptor signaling pathway. The record is from RefSeq and is a predicted model, not a curated record. Gene Ontology annotation, molecular function: pheromone receptor activity.